GCUAGAUUUUCAUUACUCUAUAUAAUUAAUUACUCACUCAUUUCAAUUCUCUUAAUAUGACGAUCAAAAUUGUGGUGCUUCUGUUUGUUCUAGCCACGUCUGAUCAUGUAUGGCGUACGAGCAGCAGUGUUGUUGAAGGUAGUGGAAAUUCUAAAGGUCUGUGCAUAGAGAAGGAGAAACAAGCUCUUCUCACCAUUAAACGAAGCCUUAUUGAUCCAAAGAAGCUUCUAUCCUCCUGGACCAGCGGCGGAACUGAUUGUUGCUCGUGGAAAGGAAUCAGGUGUGAUAACUUAACUCAUCAUAUUAUCAGUCUUGAUCUUAACUUUGAAUGCUUCGACAGUGAUGGUUUUCUUGAGUCGUGCUCUUUGGGAAGUGAAAUCAGUCCCUCCUUGGUUGAAUUGCGACAUUUGAGGCACUUAGAUCUUAGUAACAAUCAGUUCACUAAAAUUCCCAAAUUUAUUGGUUGCCUAAGUAGACUCGAAAAUCUCAGCCUUGCAAAUAAUCCCAUUAUUGACACUAUCAGCAUUCAGGUAAGAAAUCUCACCAAACUUCAGUUUCUCGAUCUUGAUAUUGAUACAGCUGGUACGUUGAUCGUCAAUGAUCUUCAAUGGCUUUCUUAUCUCCCUUCUUUGAAAAUAUUUAGACUGAGUCACACAAAUUUCGACAAAGCUACAGAUUGGCUUCAUUCGCUUAAAACAACUCCUGCUCUAUCAAGUUUACAAUUAGAUUCCUGUCUAUUCCCCCAAGUAGACAUCUCCUCUCUUUCCCAUGCAAAUUCUUCUAAUUCUCUCAAAGAUCUUGAUAUUUCAUCCAGUACCAUACACCCUACAACAAUUCCCUGGUUGUUAAAUUUGAGUACCAAUAUCGUUAAUCUCACGAUAAAAAAGAGUGAAAUACAAGGUGGUUUUCCAAACUCUUUGGAAAAUAUGCGAUCCCUUGCACGCAUUGACUUGUCAUUGAAUAAAUUUGAGGGUGGAAUAUCAAAAUCAUUGGGUAGUCUUUGCAAUCUUAAAGAAUUGAAUUUGGGUUUCAACAAACUUAAUACAACACUCCCCGAUAUUUUACAAAGUCUCAAUGGUUGUGCUAGAAGUUCAUUGGAAAAGUUGGAUUUGGGAUACAACAAAAUAAGAGGAUCCCUUCCUGAUUUUUCAAUGCUGCCUUAUCUUAGAUGGUUGGAUGUCUCUUUCAAUAAACUUAAUGGUACUUUAACUGAAAGUACUAUUAUUGGUGAGCUCCAUCAUCUUGAGAGACUGUACAUGUCUUCAAACUCAUUCACUGGGCUUGUCUCCCAAGUCUUCUUUCAAAAUAAUUCCAAAUUGACAGUUCUUGAGUUAUUUGACAACUCCUUAACAUUAAAUUUCACCUCCACCUGGAUUCCACCAUUUCAACUUGACAGAUUAUUAUUGAGAUCUUGCAAGUUAGGUCCACACUUUCCUACAUGGCUCAAAACUCAAGUAAACAUAUCCGAAAUUGACAUUUCUAACUCAGGAAUUCAAGAUGCUAUUCCUAAUUGGUUUUGCAAUCAAACCUUUCCAUUGGCUUUUGCAAAUCUCUCUUCUAAUCAAUUCCAUGGUACUAUCCCACCAUCUCUGUCCAACGUGAUGAGCUUGUAUCUUUCCAAUAACGACAAACACGUUAGCUUAAGCUCAUUUCUUUGUGACCAAGCUCAAGGGAUAACAGCGGUUCUUGAAUUUAGUAAUAAUAUGGUAUUCGAAAGAAGUCUUCCUGAUUGUCGGUGGAAUUUGAAGAAUUUGGUUGUUCUCAAUUUAAAUAACAAUAAUUUUACCGGAGUGGUUCCAAGGUCAGUCGGCUUGUUAUAUGACCUCAACUUUUUAAUCUUGAGACAAAACAGCUUCUCGGGACAUUUGCCUUCAUCCUUGGAAAAUUGUGCACAACUUCAAGUUCUUGAUGUUGAAGGGAAUGAUUUGGAAGGAUAUAUACCAUCAUGGAUAGGGGAAAGACUACAAAAUUUGCUAUUCCUUCGUCUCAAAUCAAAUAAAUUCUAUGGAGUUAUACCAUCGAAUUUAUGCCAUCUUCAGCUUGUUCAAAUAUUGGACCUUUCGUCUAAUAAUUUAGUUGGAGCUGUCCCUUCUUGCAUAUCUAAUUCCACUUCAAUGGUUGAAACGCAAGACCAAUUUCAACUAAUUUUUGCAUCCGUUCAUUCAACUAAGAAACAAUAUAUGAUCUAUAAUUUUGAAACGUUCAUAAUGUGGAAAGGAGCUAAUCGUGAGUAUAUGGACAUUCUAGGAUUAUUAAGAAUGGUUGAUCUUUCAAGCAAUAAAUUAUCUGGAAAAAUUCCUGAAGAGCUGACAAAUCUCGCUGGAUUGGUCAUGCUCAAUCUAUCAAGAAAUGAUUUGAGUGGGGCAAUCCCUGUGGAUGUUGGGAAACUAAGUAAUCUUGAGUCACUAGAUUUGUCCCACAACCAAUUUUCAGGUAUAAUUCCAGCGAGCUUGGCACAAAUAUCUUUCCUGUCAUACAUGGAUUUGUCUAGUAACCUUUUGUCUGGAAGAAUUCCCACAAGUACUCAAUUACAAAGCUUCAAUGCUUCUGCCUACGUGAACAAUACUGGACUUUGUGGACCUCCUCUAACAGACCCAUGCCCUGGAGAUGAGUUACCAAAAAGUUCUGAUCAAGAUCGCUCAAGUGGUGAUGAAAGCAAUGGUGUAGAAUGGUUGGACAUGGCAUGGCUUCAUAUGGGAGUUUGGGUUGGGUUUGUAGUGGGAUUUGCUGGAGUAUGUGUUCAUUAUUUCAGGCUGAUCAACUCCUUCCUCAGAGUUUCCUAUUUCCAUUCCAUGAGCAACUCCGGAGAUUGGCUUUACAAAAAAAUUGUCUCAAAAUGCCCCUGUUGAAGAGCAUGCUGUUCUCUAUUUAACAGAACAUCAACUGGCAUCUGGCCCCAUAUCACAAGGUGGAGUGUCUUCGUGGUUUCAAGAGCUUGAAGUUGAAGUACUAAGGGAUAUUCUGCUAUGAAGUUUAGCAAUUGAAUUAUGAGUUAAAAAUGUUCCUCUUCUCUUUUUUUUUUUUCAUGCUUCGUAAAAUCAAGGCUUCUGUUUUUUUUCUUCUCUUGUUUGUUAAUUUACUGUUUGAUCCAAGACUAGUUCUCUAUCAUUUACAUCCAUAUGUUGAAUAAUUCUCGUAAGUUUUAUUCUGCUAUAACAGACCUUUGGGAAAUACAAAACCAAUUCGCAGUGAA
Messenger RNA from Humulus lupulus (European hop), 3193 nucleotides. Its product is annotated as receptor-like protein EIX2. Bases 57 to 2849 code for a protein of 930 amino acids. Lineage: Eukaryota; Viridiplantae; Streptophyta; Magnoliopsida; Rosales; Cannabaceae. The record is from RefSeq and is a predicted model, not a curated record. The transcript has 2 exons. Gene Ontology annotation, molecular function: protein binding.